Hymenoscyphus albidus is the source of this 2024-nucleotide messenger RNA. The record is from the annotation of a GenBank genome assembly. Lineage: Eukaryota; Fungi; Ascomycota; Leotiomycetes; Helotiales; Helotiaceae.
CCAGCCAGCUGUCAAGUUAUACGUGAUUUAUAUGGGUUUAUUGGAUACUAUGUGCAGAUAUACUACAAGCAAACAACAAUUCUGUCAUGGUUUCUAUAGGUGAAUGGGCCAUGUCCUCCUAUUAGCGAGUGAGGAGUGGGCACAUAAGUAGAGGCAGGAUUCUACAUCAAUGCUCUGCCUCUUCAUAUCCCCUUUGAAAGUCGUCUCCACCGGCAUUUGCGCUUGUCAAAUUUUGCAAGUCACAACUCCAGUCAUCACCGCAAAUACUUUCAAAAGAAAACGAAAAUUCUCCUCAUACCCUCUGAUGAAAAGAAAAGAGGCCGACUCUGAGCUUACAAGCCCUCACGAGAAAAAGAAGCCACGAGUCACCACUAUGGCGACGCAAAGAUUACAGCUUACGGCGCAAGAGCAGCGCCUUCGCAGGCUCUUGCUGGAUGUCGCAAACUUCAUCGAUGAGGCCAAGGAGUUGAAGGAAAAGAUAGAACUACGUUUCGCUGGCGGCUGGGUUCGCGACAGACUUCUCAACAUUCCUAGUCACGACAUUGAUACGGCUAUCAAUUCUUUGACAGGUGUGACAUUUUGCGAAUAUAUGGCAGAAUUCAUCACCGAUCCCGCAAAUGUGGAAAAGCACAAUAUCAAUGAGGGUGAAAUUGGUCGCCUUCACACCAUUGCCAAAAACCCGGAAAAGUCAAAGCACCUGGAAACAACGACAGUGCUGAUUUUUGGCUUUGAUGUUGAUUUUGUGAACUUGAGGAAAGAGACCUAUACGGAUGAUAGUCGGAACCCUCAGGUAGAAUUUGGUACAGCGGAAGAGGAUGCUUUGCGACGGGAUGCUACAAUUAAUGCCAUGUUUUACAACCUUAAGUCAGAUCAAGUUGAAGAUUUCUGUGGUGGCUUAGAACAUCUCAAAGCCAAGCUUAUCAAAACACCACUUGAGCCAUUGACAACAUUUACGGACGAUCCUCUGCGAGUGCUGAGACUCAUUCGCUUUGCCAGCCGUUUGGAAUUUCGAAUUGACCCAGAGACCGAAGUUGCUAUGACCGAUCCUGCUGUCACUCAAGCUCUCAUGGCAAAGAUUACCCGAGAAAGGGUUGGAAUUGAGGUUGAGAAAAUGCUGAAAGGUAAGCUGGAAGUGCUCCAAUUCUUACAACUUGGCUAACCAUUUUCAAGGCAAGGAUCCAAGGGCUGCUCUUCGUCUCAUUGAUCGGCUUGGACUCUACAAAUUCAUCUUCAUUGACCCAACCGUUGAGACAGUAGAAUUUCCAAGCACAACAAAUUGGUCUAUUGUCUACGAGUUCCUGUAUGAGCUAAAGAGCAACGAAACUCCAGGCUCCAUCUGGAAAGGUUUAGUGAGAUCCGAAGAUGCCCAGUUCGCUGCUUGGGUACUCGCAGCCUUAACCCCUUGGUCAACAAUCCCCUUGCCAAAACCAACAGCCGCAGGAAAGCAGUUACCACCUCUGCCAACACUCGUGGCUCAAAAAGGUGUCAAGUUGAACGGCAAGAUCUGCGACAUUGUCACAGGUUGCUUUAGGAAUUUCCAAGAGAUUACGAGCCUACGAGAUUCUAUUUUAAAGAAGGAGCCACUCAUCCAUGAGCGCGACACAUUAGGUAUGAUGGUUAGGAGGUGGGAUAAUCAAGGCAAGAACUGGCGGCUGCAAGUCUUAUUAGCUGUCCUUGUGGAGAGUAUGACCACAAAUGAAUCUAGUGAGUUCUCUAUUUGCCGAGCUUUUCAAUCCAACAACGACUAACACUUGCCAGACAAAGCCACUCUUUUGAGUAAUUGGCAACAAUUCAUCGAGCAUCUAGAAGGAUUAGAUCUUAUGGACGCCCCUUCCUUGAAACCUCUUGUCAACGGAAAUGAGCUUCGAAAGGCACUUGGGGGGAUCAAAGCCGGAAUCUGGAUGAAACCAGCACUAGAUGUGUGUCUAGAGUGGCAACUGAGAAAUCUCGGCAAUGAAAACAAGGAAGAAGCAAUAGAGGAAGUCAAGAAGAGGAAGGAGGAGUUGAAAAUACCCAGUGCUUGA